Messenger RNA from Lottia gigantea (owl limpet), 1295 nucleotides. RefSeq lists its product as hypothetical. Lineage: Eukaryota; Metazoa; Mollusca; Gastropoda; Lottiidae. The coding region runs from base 114 to 1295 and encodes 393 amino acids. The transcript has 6 exons. The record is from RefSeq and is a predicted model, not a curated record.
UGAAGAUAUGAACAGAUUUUCUUGAAGUUACAUAAUUAAGCGGAAAAUAGACAGUUGGACAACGGGUUGGGGGAAAGUGAUAAUACCAAUUGAUCAGUAACCUUUGAAUUAAUAUGGAUAGUAAAGACGAACCAGUUCCUAAUGCUAAUCAGCGCCCAGCAUCCAAACUACACGUCCAUGUACAAGGGAAACCAGACCAUAUGGCAGUUGGUACUAAAAAUACAAUAGUAUUCUUUCGUGCUACUUCAAAAGACGAUGAUACUAACAACAAUAAUAUUCAGAGCGGUGUGACGUCAGACAUUGUGAUUCUGUCUGAAAAGAAUGAAGUGAAAUGUAAAUAUAAAAGCAACCCUGGUGAAUCUACAAUUAUUACUAUCGGAAACAACUGUGAUAUAGUUGAAAUUGCUAUUAAUCCUGAUCUAGAACAGAAAUUGAAAGAAGCCGGUGAAUUUCAAGUAACCAAGGGAGAUAAGUUGGUCUCUAUUAGAUGGAAAAACGAUGAUAAUUGGAGUAAUGAUGAAGAGGCAUACUGCGAAUGGAAAAUACGUUUCACUAAAGACGGGAAAAAAGUUGAUACUCUAAAACUCGAGAAGGAAAUUUUUGAAAAAAUGGUAGACGAGAACAAUAACGACCUACGCGAUUUGGUGACGGAAUUGAUAACAAUAUAUAAUGCUAAAUUACAGCAUAUUGAAAGUGGAUGUAUACAACUAGUCUUGUCUACACAAUCACCUGAAGAUGCACGACGCCUUGAGAAGCAAAAAGAUGAACUCAAAGCCUUAUUGCAUAGAACAAUUAUUCCAGAAUCCAUUGAAAUAGACCUUGAAUUUCAAUCCACAGAUUCGUCUCAGGAACAGGAUGGUCUUGAUAAGGAAAAUCCCGUGUCAGGUGAACACAAGAUGCUUCCCAAAGAUGGUCAAAUAUCACUUGAAGACGAUCCACUUUCUGAUACUGAAGUCGAAAAAGUUAAUAUCCAAGAUGAAAUUGUAAAACCGCAAAGAGCUGGUAGAGUUUUAAGUCAGUUCAUUAAACUGGAGCCAGUCAGUGGUAAUAUGUUUGACUCUAAUCAAAAAGAGAGAGUACUGAUUGAGAAACGCAGUAUGAAACGAACUGUUGGCUCUGGACCUCAAAUUCAACAGUUCAAGGAAGUCAAUCCUCCUAAUUUCGAGGCCAUGACAGCAAGAGAACUUUGGAGCAGUCGUCAGCUUAUGAGUCCAAAUAGCGAACCAAUUAGAUCUCCAGAAAAUGUAGACAUAAGAGUCCCCAGAAAAGACGAGUCGUAUUUUGACUUUGACUAA